AUGCCACAACUAAAUACUUCCACAUGACUUCUUACCAUUCUCUCCAUGAUUUUCACCCUCUUCGCACUACUUCAACUAAAAAUCUCAAAGCACUUCUACCUCCCUUCCCCCAAACCAACACUCACCAAAUUACAAAAACAACAAACUCCUUGAAACUACACAUGAACGAAAAUCUAUUUACCCCUUUCACAAUCCCAAUAA
Molecule: messenger RNA, 201 nt
Organism: Delphinapterus leucas (beluga whale)
Lineage: Eukaryota; Metazoa; Chordata; Mammalia; Artiodactyla; Monodontidae
Source: the annotation of a RefSeq genome assembly